AAAAUAUACAUGUAACGUAGAAUAUAAAAUUGUUACAACGAUAACUAGUUAGCAGGACGUGUUUAAUCCGUGUUUUUUACGUUACCGGUUCGUUGGAAUACGCUACGUUCAUAUGAAUUCUAUUAGUAGUAGUUCAACAUUUAACCGUGGCGUAGAUAGCGCCAUUAAAACUAAGGAAGAUUUUCAAUCAAAAGAAUACAUUAUCACGUAACUAGAGAAAGGAACCAUUUAAUUUUGGAAGAAGAUUCUAUUAAUCGAAAUUGUACGAAAAUCAAAUGCAGUUGGAUUAAUACUGUGUUAGUAGAGAUUCAGGUUAAUGCUAACGCGAUACGCACCAUUAUUGUAAACACACAUAUGGAUGCACAUGUAAGGCAAAUAUUUCAUUGGUUGGCUCAUAUAAGACACCAAUGAGAUCAGAUAAAUAUAAAAUGAUGUUUCGAACGCGUCAAGAAUUUCUCGUAGACGGUUCCAGUGGUUAUCAGUGAUCAACAAAAUUUAGGAUGUGAUUUUGGUACAACUGAGUGAUCAGCUGUUUAGGUCGUUUCACGAUGACAGACGGAGAAAUCUCGAGGAGGUAACAAUUAACAAUGGAUGAUUCAGUGUUGUGAACGUUUCAUCGAAGUGGCUUCGAACAAUUGGCAAAAAUGGCUAUGAGAAAUUUGACAGAGCCGUACGUUUUGAUGCGGAAUAAUGCGUUGCGGAGUAGACGCAUAUAUCCCGAGCAGAAUCUAUCCGAUCGAACGGCACUGGUAGCUUCGGAGCCCGACAGUUCGGACAACGUAGAGUUAAACAAUAUCAACUUUGAAAAUAGCGCACCACCUGUUUGGAUAGAUGCUUUUGUACAGACGCAAGAGAUUUUAAACAAAUUACGCGUGAAAGUAGACUGUUUGGUAGAAUUGCAAGGGAAACAGUUAACCAGGCCAACGUUGGACGAUACGUCGCAGGAAGAAAGGCAAAUGGAACAACAGACACGAGAAAUUGGACGAUUAUUUUCCAACGGUUACCGACAAGUGCAAAGUAUAAAAACCGCAGCCAGGCAUGCCACUAAAGCCGUCGAGCGUCAAUUAGCGACGAGCGCGGUGUCUGCUCUCUCGGCUGCUCUGCAAGAGCUCGCACUUCGAUACAGGUCCGCUCAAAAUCAUUAUUUGACGCAGAUCAAAUCGAGGGAAGAGAGAAGCAAUCAAUUUUUUACCGAAGAUCAAUCGAUAUUUUCGAACAAUGCCACGAACGAUACAUGGUUAUUUGACUACGAUCAAACGAACGCCGAAUCUUGGUACGAAAACGAACAACGUCAAGACUCUGUACUUUUACAGUUGGAAGAUCCAAAAGAUAGAAUGAAGUUUGCUAUGGAGAGAGAAGAACAAAUUGGCAGCAUAGUGCAGAGUAUAGCGGAUCUCCGACAUAUAUUCGAGGAUUUAACGAAUAUGGUACAGGACCAAGGCACUAUCUUGGAUAGAAUCGAUUAUAACAUUGAACAAACGCAAGUACAAGUGCAGGAAGGUUAUAAACAAUUAAAGAAGGCAGACUCUUAUCAAAGGGCCAAUAAAAAUUUGUACUGCAUAGUUAUUCUUGCCGGAGCUAUUAUUCUGGUUAGUUGUCUUUUCGUUGUAUUCAAAACAUAAGGCAAGAAAAGUAAGGUUUACAUGUAUCGGGGCAAAACUCCGAACCGCUAUACAAUAAAGUUGUUAUAGCUUGAUAUUUCUCGGAUGGAAAUACCGUUGUCGUGUAGUAUACAUUCUGUGCGCGGUAUCAAACACUCAACGAAAAUGGGAAAUACAGUUAAAAUAAUAUGCGAAAGUAACUUUUGGAUUUGUCAAUUUCAACAUUAACAUCUGAAAUUUUAAAUUAACUAUUAAAUAAAAAGAAAUUUGUUGUACGCAUACGCAGCAAUCGGAAGCUCACGCGUUUCCUGAUAAACUUCGAAAUAUAUAGAGGCACGUUUUACGCGGAAACAUCGUGUUCUCUUUCAUUUUAACAUAAAAGAAUAUGUAAGUAAACGUAUAUAUGAACGUUAUACAAUUCUACACAAUGUUAACGUAAAUAUCGUACUGGACCGAUAGGACUCGAAGAUGUGUUAAUAAACAGCAAGAUCUAUAACGAAA
Molecule: messenger RNA, 2102 nt
Organism: Megalopta genalis
Lineage: Eukaryota; Metazoa; Arthropoda; Insecta; Hymenoptera; Halictidae
Gene: Syx16
Product: syntaxin 16
Biological process (GO): intracellular protein transport; vesicle-mediated transport; vesicle fusion
Cellular component (GO): SNARE complex; membrane; endomembrane system
Molecular function (GO): SNAP receptor activity; SNARE binding
Source: RefSeq, a predicted model, not a curated record